UCCAGCAGGCAUUUCUAACCGAAUUUUGUGAAAGGCAGAAUAAAAUAAUCGUGAAUAAGUUCCUUCACCAGCCGGUACAUCUUCAAAAUGGCGACAUGCCGUCGAACGACCGCGGUGACGCAGCAACAGCAGCUGGCCAGUCGUCGACAGGAGGAAAACAGGGAAGACACCAUCCGCUCUCUCAACACCGAGAAACUGCUCGAAGCAAACAUGGCGGCCGAAAAACGCGUAGAGAAUAAACGUUACCUGCGACUGUUGGAGAUCGAACGACGGGAGAGGGAAAUGGAUGAUGCAAUUAGAAAUCAAGAAAGGCAGAAAGUCAUCAAGGCACAGCAGGCAGAGCAAGAAAGUCGAUUGGCGGCGGAACUUCAAGACAGAAAUCUAGCGACAAUGAGAGAUGAGAAAUAUAGGCAACAAAUUAGGGAAAAUGAUGUUGGAAUCCGAGAACUAGAACACCAAUUGAAGGAGGCGUACAUGAGUCAGGAGAGAAAGGCUCAGAUCUCCGAGAAACAAGCUAGGAAAUACGAUGUUGAUAAACGAGAAGCAGAAGUUGCGCGCUACCAGAAAGAGGAGCAUGAACGCGCUGCUGCGGCCGACUUACAACGGGCGAAAGAAUUGCAAGAACAGAAAAUUCGGCACCAACAGGAGCUCGAGAGGCAGUUGGAGGAGCAAGAAAUGAAACGUCAAGAAAUGUACGAAGAACUCCUCAAAGAAAAACUCAUGAUCGACGAAAUCACGCGUAAGAUCUACGAGGAGGACCAGCGACAGCGCGAACUCACACGCGAGAAGAAGGGCGAGACUCAGCGCUUCAUCCAAGAAUUCCAUACGGAGCGAGAGGCGUGGAAGGCUCGCGAGCGUCAGAAGCUGGAGGACGAGAACAGGAAGAUUUUGGAGUACGCGCGGGAGCAGCAGGCGCGGGAGGGCGAGUACCAAGCGAAGAAACAGGAACGAGAACAGGCGAAGGCACACGUCCAGAACAUGCUUGCGAAACAGAUUGCCGCUGAUGAACGAACGCGAGAGGAGAUGGACCGCAUUCGGGAAGAACUCGCCCUCGAGGAACGAGAGGAGGCGGAACGCAUCAAGGAGAAGCGGGAAAUAGAACGAAAACUUCGGGAGCGAAUCGAGUUACAGCGGACGCACCAGGAACAGUUGCUGUUCAAGGCCCAGCGCACCAGGGCGCAGCAGGAAGAGGAGGAGCAACUCCGUCAGCAGAUGCUGGCGAAGUUUGCGGACGAUGACCGCAUCGAACAGAUGAACGCGCAGAAGAGGCGGAUGAAGCAACUGGAACAUAAGCGGGCAGUUGAGGAGUUGUUGAUGAAGAGGAGAGAACAGUAUGCUGCUGAUAGGCAACAUGAAUUGGACGAGAGGAAACGCGAAGAGGACUUGGAGAGCUAUCACAGACAGAUCAUCGAGGAGGAGCGCCAGAGAUUACUUAAGGAGCACGCUGUCAAACUCUUGGGCUAUUUACCGAAAGGUGUUAUCCGUGAUGAAAAAGAUCUGGACAUCCUGCCGCCAGAAUUCAGAGAGCGGUACACGCGACGUCAGGUCGAUCCCUUCGAUGAUGAUUCAUGGGACUCCCCCAAAUAAAGCUCCGAUUGGACGAUACUUGCUUAGAGAAUCACGGCAUUGUUUGAUCAAUUUUGGGAGCGAGAAAUGUCACAGAAUGCUGGGAAGGGCAGCACGACUGUUUUGGAAGCUGUCAUUAGUCAUGCAUCACUAAAAUGAGAACAAUUUGAGAUUAAAUAUAUCCGCCCUUCCAGACCGGUAUCUUGUGUUUAACUGGGACAUCGUUGGCUAAAAAGCUUUGCCUUUGAACUUUUUUUUGGGGCCUUAAGGUUGGAUUUAUGGCAUAUUUUGUCUCACCUCAACUGGCCGGAUCACUACUUGGUUCCCGACUGGUGGAGUUCAAGUGAGCACCUUCUGGUUUCUCCUUGAAUCUGAUUGAUUUCUGUGGAGACCUGGGUAAUAAUAUUGUAUCCAAAAAGUGCUUUGAGCAGGGAAACCUGGAAAAAUGUAUGUGCAAAAAUUUUACCCGUCUUAGAAAUAGCUAAAUCUUUAAAAGCACUACUGGGUACAUGUUGAUGUAUGUAUAAUGAAUGUUUUAUUGUGUACACUGUCCUUGUUUUAGUGUGCUCACGGGCCUGGUGCCUCAGAAAUGCCGAACGGUAGUGUAUCAGCGCUCCACAUUCGUGACGUACCCAGAUUGCAGCGAGAUUGUGCGUUGUGUAACGGAGACUUGUAACCAGUGUUGUCUGACUCCGAGUUUGACAACCUUCUGGCCGUCAUGACAUACUUUUUGAGUUAUUUUUAGCCCAAAUGCAGAGCGCAGUUAUAGAAAUGCUGCAUUUCAUAACUGCUAACACGCUGGUCUGUUUCAUAGCAGAUAUCAGUGACUACUGAGUAGUAUAUCGCCAGGUAUUGUAUGAUCUGUUAGGCUGCCUGUCCAUGGACAGUUCACCUAUGGAGUUUGACCUUGUUCUAUCUUCCCUUGAGAAGACCCACACACGAAAUGUAAUGUAAUGUUUAUAUUUAUAUAUAGCGCUAAUCAUUAAAGACUGCUCAAGUGCUUUUGAUGGUAAAGAGCCAGGUCUUUAGUCCCUUUCUGAAAGACAAGGGGUGAUAUGAAUAAAGACUAGCAAAUGCUUUUACUUCAAUUUUGUACAGAAAGGCCUAGUGUAAAUGUACAUGGAGUUUUAGAUAAAAGCAUUUGCUAGUCUUUAUUCAUAUCACCCAUUGUGUCCUUAUUGUCCUUGAGGGUGUCGGGAGGGUCUUCCAGAGUCUGGCUGCGGCAGCCUGAAAACUACGAGUUCCAAAUCCUUUAUUUGGCUCACUAGACAUUCCCAUUGGUCGUACAAAGGAACAUACUUUGGCGACAAUAAAAACAGCGUCACAAGGGAAGGGUCUAUGGAUAUACAGCCCUAGAGGUUUGAGGAGCUUAUGACAUAGACAUACAUGUUCCGUGCGCUUACUGUCCAUACAAAGGUUCCGUCCUUACUGGUAAUCCUUGUAUAAACUUCAAACAUUCCUACAGCAUCUGCUACAUAUUAAUUUGGAUUUAUGCUAUCAAGCUGAAUUCUUAUGCUUAACUGGUUCUUAGAACAACUAGACUUUGCCUGCUUGGUUGCCCACAAUAAUAUGUCCUUAAAUUCAAGACUAUCUAUGUCCUGCUCCCUGUUGACAAUGUACUACAAUCUCAUCUUAACCUGAAGAAAGAAAUUUCAAUCCUUCCUUCUCGUGUAUGCUAUGCUAACAUUCGGCAGGGUUGUGUAUAAAUAUGUGUAUAUAAUUAUGUAGAGAGUCCACGUCAAUGCUUUUUUCUGAAUAAAAAAUUGCGUAAACCUA
Messenger RNA from Lineus longissimus, 3342 nucleotides. RefSeq names its product meiosis-specific nuclear structural protein 1-like. Gene Ontology annotation, biological process: cilium organization. The transcript is spliced from 10 exons. Bases 88 to 1587 code for a protein of 499 amino acids. Gene Ontology annotation, cellular component: motile cilium. Lineage: Eukaryota; Metazoa; Nemertea; Pilidiophora; Heteronemertea; Lineidae. The record is from RefSeq and is a predicted model, not a curated record.